This is a messenger RNA of Vigna unguiculata (cowpea), 680 nucleotides long. RefSeq names its product nascent polypeptide-associated complex subunit alpha-like protein 2. NCBI's taxonomy places the organism in Eukaryota, Viridiplantae, Streptophyta, Magnoliopsida, Fabales, Fabaceae. Gene Ontology annotation, cellular component: nascent polypeptide-associated complex. The record is from RefSeq and is a predicted model, not a curated record.
AAUGUUAACAAGUAAAUAACUGUUGCAGUUUAUUUGGAAUGAAGGGUUUUUACCUAGAGAAAAUGUCUAUGUAGUUAUGCACUUUGCUACUUGUCCUAUGCGUUUUAGCAGCAAUGAGUAUACUGGAUUAGUCUGGCUUGUUAUCUGUUGAUCUUCUUGUUGUUCAUUAAUUUAAUUAAUUGGAUUGAAAUGCAGGUGGUGUAGAGGGUUCAAAGCAGCGCAGAAGUGAGAAGAAAAGCCGAAAAGCAAUGUUGAAGCUGGGACUAAAACCUGUUACUAGCAUUUGCAGGGUUACAAUCAAGAGAACAAAAAGUAUUCUUUUCUUCAUCUCAAAACCCGAUGUGUUCAAGAGUCCAAAUUCUGAGACCUUAGUCAUAUUUGGGGAAGCAAAAAUAGAGGACUUGAGCUCUCAGUUGCAGACACAGGCUGCCCAACAGUUUAGGAUGCCAGACAUUGGAUCUGUUACAGCGAAACAAGAUAAAGAUGUUGCAGCUGCAGCAACACAGCCUGAAGAAGAUGAGGAGAUUGAUGAAACUGGCAUUGAUUUGGUGAUGACACAGGCGGGAGUGUCAAGAACUAAGGCCGUCAAGGCACUCAAGACUCACAACGGGAUCUUGUUAUACAUGAUUUUGGGGUUUGCUGUGUUCUUGUUAUUUGAUGGUGCUAUGUUUGGGGAUUGA